UUAUAACUGCUAUUGCGAUAAUAUUGCGAUUCAAUUUCUAUUCAAUUUUGACAUUAUUAAGGAAAUCGGGCCCCUGAUCUUUGUAAUGUGCGUACUACCAUUCAUCUUUAUACGGAUUAACGAGCCCAAACAAACUAUCGGCCGACUAAAAGUUUUCAGUGUGCGGGUACGUAAAGACAAGUAUAAAUACGUCUCUACUUUUACACAGAGCAACAUUCGAAGUUCAUCUCCAGUUCAGUCCGUUUUAAGCAGAAAAUAUUAUUUUAAGUUUUAUAGAACAAAAUGUUUAAAAUAACGGUCAUUUUGUCACUUAUGUUUAUUGUGAGUUGUGCGUGGGCUGGUUGCGACUCUUGCGGGCAGGAGUGCGCCCCCGCGUGCGGGACGAGACGCUUCCGAGCUUGCUGCUUCAACUACCUGCGCAGGAAGAGGGGGCCAGAGCUCAACAAGAUCCUCUCUGCUCCUCGAGAUACGAAGGAGGAGAAAGCCCCAGCAGUAGCCAUGUACGUGGUGGCGAACAUCCCAGUACCAGAACCGUGGAUGUCCAGCGCCGUGUCAAGCGAAAACCAACGCUAUUCGCUAGAGGAUAUGCUUGAAAAUCACGUGGAUUAACUUUUAGCACUGUCGUUGGGCCUUAUAAUUUUGAGCAGGCACUUAAUAAGAGGUUUUCAUUUGUUUAAAUAGUCCAAGAUUGUUGAUCUACUCAGUCUUACCAAGGGGUAUCGGGUUGCCCGGGUUACUGGGUUGAGAAGGUCAGAUAGGCAGUCGCUCCUUGUAAAGCACUGGUACUCAGCUGUAUACGGUUAGACUGGAAGCCGACCCCAACAUAGUUGGGAAAAGGCUCGGGUUAUGAUGAUCAAGAUUGUUAAGUGCCUUCUCAAAUUAAGAAAAAGUUACUAUUUAAAACUAUUUAAAAAUACGUCUGUGAAUAAAAUUGGUUUUAAAAUGUGCAAAGUACAGAAAAAUAAUUUUUUACAUACAAAUAAAGAUAUCUAAAAAUCA
Helicoverpa armigera (cotton bollworm) is the source of this 999-nucleotide messenger RNA. RefSeq lists its product as uncharacterized. The coding region runs from base 283 to 609 and encodes 108 amino acids. Lineage: Eukaryota; Metazoa; Arthropoda; Insecta; Lepidoptera; Noctuidae. The record is from RefSeq and is a predicted model, not a curated record. The transcript has 3 exons.